Zea mays is the source of this 654-nucleotide messenger RNA. RefSeq lists its product as uncharacterized. The transcript is spliced from 5 exons. The record is from RefSeq and is marked validated. Bases 45 to 482 code for a protein of 145 amino acids. Lineage: Eukaryota; Viridiplantae; Streptophyta; Magnoliopsida; Poales; Poaceae.
GCGGUCAUCCGUCAGGUCAGGGUCAGCAGCAUUCUCCCUUCCAAAUGCCGUCCUCCCCGUGGCCUCCCGCUGCCGGAGCGCCGCCGCCGCAGCAGCGAGCGGCGCAGGGCACGGUCUCCACCGUGGCGCCGGAGCGUCUACCCGUCGAGGGUUCCCGAUCUGGGCCAGCGAAGGAGGAGGACACGGCUCGGCUUCCGUCUGUCGACUACUACUCAGAGCUAAAGACCCUGGAGCAUGCAGAGAAAACCAAAAAAUAUCAGGGUAAGCUUGCAGCACGGUUGAAGGCCAAAUAUUUUUCCAACAAGACUUUUGAAGAAGGAUAUGUGUUUGAAGAAAUUGUUAUAGAAUCAAAGACCGUCCGGUUAAGCAGGUGGCCGUUUACAAGGUUGUUUGCAGAUCCAGCAAGAUUUUGCCGAGAAAAGAGCUCUACUGAGAAGGGCAUUUCUCGACCUCUGGCUGGUGAAGCCAUGCCAGAUGACUAGGCACCUCAUUAAUAUCUGACUCCUGGCAUGUGGCAACUAUCCAUCAUGACCACCCGACAGAUAAGAACCAUAGUUUGCGUCACUAACCUGUAUCUGUUAUCCUUAAAAUCAGUGACCUGGAGCUUGUAUAUUUUCAACAGGCCAAAGUUAAAACCUUAUCCAGUUUUGAACC